AUGGCAGAGGUUUCUCUGACAACUGAGGAUCCACUUUGCUGUCCAGUCUGUCUGGAGCUCCUGAAGGAUCCAGUGACUAUUCCCUGUGGACACAGUUACUGUAUGAACUGUAUUAGGUACUACUGGGAUCAGGAUGAUCAGAGAAGAGUCUACAGCUGCCCCCAGUGUAGACAGAAUUUCACCCCAAGACCUGUCCUCAAUAAGAACACAACACUGGCUGAACUGGUCGAGAAAAAGAGGAAGAUACGACUGCAAGCUGCUCAUCAUGCUGUCUGUUAUGCUGGACCUGGAGAUGUGGAGUGUGACAUCUGCACUGGGAGAAAACUCAAAGCUGUCAAAUCUUGUCUGGUGUGUCUUGUGUCAUUUUGCGAAACUCACCUUCAGCCUCACUAUGAAUCUCCUGCUUACGAGAAACACAAGCUGGUCGAAGCUUCCUCGCGACUUCAGGACAGGAUCUGCUCACAACAUGACAAACUAAUGGAAAUUUACUGUCACACUGACCAAAAAAUGAUCUGUUAUUUGUGUACAAUGGAUGAACACAAAGGUCAUGAUACAGUCUCAGCAGCAGCUGAAAGGACUGAGAAACAGAAACAGCUCAGAGAGGCCCAGAUAAAAUCCCAGGAGAGAGUCCAGGAGAGAGAGAAGGAGCUGCAGGAGCUGAAACAGACUGUGACGUCUCUCAGGAUCUCUGCACAGACAGCAGUGGAGGACAGUGAGAGGAUCUUUACUGAGAUGAUUGACUUCAUUGUGAGAAAGUGCUCUGAGGUGACAGAACAGAUCAGAGCGAAGGAGAAGACUGAAGUGAGUCUGGCUGAAGAUCACAUGAAGAAAGUGGAGCAGGAGAUUGCUGAGCUGAGGAAGAGAGAAACUGAGCUGGAACAGCUUUCACACACAGAGGAUCACAUCCAUUUCCUCCAGAGUUUCCAGUCUCUCUCUGUUCAGUUCAAUUAUAAAUACUUAUCCAGCAUGACUGUCAAUCCAGUCUUCUCUUUUGAGGAUGUGAAAAAAUCUGUCUCUGAAAUGAAAAAGAGUCUGGAGGAAUUCCUUACUGAGGAGAGACUCAAGAUACCAAAAGAAGGGAGACGCCAUGGACAGGUGGCCAGUCUAUCGCAGAUCUCCACGGAUACUGCGAUUUUUCUGUCUGCUGAGCCAAAGACCAGAGAGGAAUUUUUACAGUAUUUCUGUCAGCUUACACUGGAUCUCAACACAGCACAUAGAAACCUUUGUCUGUCUGACUGGAGCAGAAAGGCAAUAUGGACACAUACAGCUCAGUCAUAUCCUGAUCAUCCAGACAGAUUUGAUGAGUGUUGGCAGAUUCUCUGUAGAGAGAGUUUGUCCAGAUGCUGUUACUGGGAGGUUGAGUGGACUGGAAUGGUUUCUAUAGCAGUGUCAUAUAAAGGCAUCAGCAGGAAAGGAGAAGGGAAUGAGUGUAAAUUUGGACACAACGAUCAGUCCUGGAGUUUGGACUGUUCUCGCUCCAGUUACACUUUCAGACACAUUAAUAACGACACUGAAAUCCCAAUAAAUCCCAGCUGUUCCAGAGUAGGAGUGUAUCUGGACCACAGGGCAGGAACUCUGUCCUUCUACAGCGUCUCUGACACAAUGACCCUCCUCCACAGAGUCCAGACCACAUUCACUCAGCCCCUCUAUGCUGGAUUUUGGUCAGGCAUUUGGAGUUUUGGAUCCAUUCAGAUUUUAGAUCUUUGA
Molecule: messenger RNA, 1707 nt
Organism: Chanos chanos (milkfish)
Lineage: Eukaryota; Metazoa; Chordata; Actinopteri; Gonorynchiformes; Chanidae
Product: E3 ubiquitin/ISG15 ligase TRIM25-like
Exons: 6
Coding region: 1-1707 (568 amino acids)
Molecular function (GO): protein binding; zinc ion binding
Source: RefSeq, a predicted model, not a curated record